GGAGGGGGAAGAAUUGGUAUUUUGAGCCGUGUUGAUACCUUAGCUAUAUAGUUCUUGUGAAGUCUUCUGUAGACAUAGAUUCAAAAACCAUGACAAGAAACACUAUGAAAACUAAACUCUUUCCUUUUGGCAAUUUGAUGUCGAAUCUUGCCCUACUUCUGAGCCUCUCAGAAAAUCUGGCCUGCUGACCUCUGCAGUGCCUCCUUCGAAUUAUCCCAGGGCACGGCCCGAAGAGAUUUUGUUCCAACAGCCUUGCAGGGCCGGGCCUGGUCAGUGGCAAGGGGAGGAACGCUUAGGAACGUCAUACCCCCUUCCCCUUAAUUUCCAUGGAAGAAAGGUUACAUUCUUGCCCGCCCGAGCCUGGUCCUGAUGCUGGAAAGGGGGGAACAGCCCUGCAUGAGCAACAGCAAGAACGGCGUGGCCAGCAACCCUCUGAACAGCAGCAUUGGGGAACCGCAGGCCCUGAAAGUGAACGCCAAGUCUCCUUCGCCCACGGCCCUGUCUUCCCCGCCCACCACGGAGUCCCCCAAGCCAGCUCGUCCCCGCCGCCCACGGCCUCCAGCUGUGUUGCCCUCUGAGCGCCCCUAUCAGUGCAAAGACUGUGGCAAGCGCUUUGUGUACCGCUCCAAGCUGGCCACACACCAAUGGACCCACUGCGCCGAGCGCCCAUACAAAUGCCCCGAUUGCCCCAAGAGCUUCAGUUACCCGUCCAAACUGGCCGCCCACCGCCGCACGCACACCGGCGAGCGCCCUUACCCCUGCACUCUCUGCCCCAAGCGCUUUGGACACCGCUCCAAGCUGGCUGCCCACCAAUGGAUCCACACGCCGGAGCGCCCCUACAAAUGCGCCGAUUGCCCCAAGAGCUUCUGCUACCCUUCCAAGUUGGCAGCCCACCGCCGCACGCACACAGGGCAACGUCCGUACCCCUGCAACCGCUGCGGGAAGAGCUUUUGUUAUCCAUCCAAGUUGGCUGCCCAUCAGCAGAUCCACGUGGCAGCUGCGGCGGGGCGCCCCUACCCGUGCAUGCGCUGCAGCAAGAGCUUCCGCCAGCUCCGCAACCUGACACUUCACCAGCGGGUGCACGAGGAUGGGGAAGUGGGGGAUGACUUAUCCCAAAACAAGGGCCACAGCAAUGGAGAGAGGCCCUAAGGCUGAGCUCACAAGAGUCCGGACAACAUGGGGGCAAAGGGAGGAAAUUAGCUAAUUUGGAUACUUGGUGAGUGCAGUGGAAUCAUUGUAAAUAAUAAGGGAGGGAUGUUUGGAUUACACAAAGAUGCCCUUUGAUGACCCAUGGUUUCACAGCACUUGUGCUUAGGGUCUUGCCACGGCUUUCCGCUCUGCCAAGUUGAUCACCACCACCCCAUAGCCCAAGCUGUUUAUACCAUGCUAAAAAAAAAAAAAAGCCAAAAUGUGUGGUAAGAGAAGCCCAGUUCCACACUAAGCAAUGGCAUAUUCUGCAACCCUAACAAGUUCUGCAAAGUUGUGCAUCGGUGAGCCGUGAACCUAGAGUGCCAUGGUCUGCUGCCUCACCACUGCACAGAUACCACAAACAAACAAACCACCCAAGCAAACCAAACCUCUGAUUGCCAGUUUCAAAAGAAGCUCACAUAACAUCAUGGAAAGUGAAUGGAUAUGCACAAAUCUUUCGUAGCCUCACGGAAAGCAGAAGUUUGCAUUUUCUUUGUAUGGAGGGGAAAAACCCCAACCAUUGCCAAGGCUGUAUGUUUUCUGUGCUCAGCUGAUGCAUGCUUGCAUUGAAAUGUAGAAAUCAUCAUCCCUACAACUGAAGGCUCCACUUAAAUUAGAAUCUGCAAAUCUGCUGUUUCUGGGAUGUACACUGGUUGUAUACUGUGGCCUAGCAAACCCUGUUUUUGCAUCCAAGCUGUGGCUUAAAAGAAAGGGGGGGGGAGGUUUCUCACACACACUGGCAUACCACAGUCUCAAGCUGGCAUCAUGGGUGCAGUUUAAGAAAACACGUUUCUAGGCCUUAUGAAGCCAGAGAUAAGUCUGAAACCAUGGUUGCAAUUCCUGUGAAAUAGUCAAAAGGGGGCAGCUUAAGUUGGAAGAAUCAGCAAGUUGGGGGAAGGGUUGUGCACUCUGUACAGUUGUGGGCCCUCCCACUGAGAAGCAGUAGAAUAAUUUUGCAAAUGUGUGCUUUGUAUUCAGGCUGCCAAUUGUUUUACUGCCUUUUUUUUGUUUUGUUUUUUUUGCUUUUCUUGGCCUAGAAUCUGACCCGAGCCAGCUACUGUUGCGGGCAGCUAGUCGCACAUAAAAAUUGGUGGGACCGGAAAAUUGUUCCUAAUUGCAUCAAGAGAUGGCCCUGGCCACUUUGACAGAGGAGCCUGCCUGUGGCUGAAAGCUGCUUAUGCACACAGGUUUCUGUUUCUGGAUGAGGAUGUACUAAUUUUGUUUUUCAUCAUGUGGUAUACACAACUUUUUACAGCCUGAUUCCUUUGCUUCUGCUGUGUGGCCAUUUCACCACAUAUGCCUAGAGAGGCAGAACCACCCUCCUGUCCUGUCCUAUCUCCUCACCCCAGUCUUCUGGGGUUACUAUCUUGGUUGAAAUGUUGGAUUUCUCUUGACACACACCAGUCCUGUCUCCAUUUUCUAGACACAAGUCUACCUUCUACCUAUAUUUUUGGAUGAAUUCUGUACAAACGCUUCCUUCCUUGUGACAUUUGCCAAAGUACCUUUUACCUCCCCCCCCCUAAACAAAAUUGAUUCCCCACUCUUUGGGGUAAGCAUUUGUUCAGAUUGUUGCGGGGGGGGGGUUGAUUGAUCCAUGGUCUGUUUGUAGUCGAUACUAAAAAUAGAACUCUGCUGGGAGCCUGGAGGGUUUUUUUGUCUUAUUUUUCUUGAAAAAAAUUAAUAAAACAUAUGAAAGCUAACAGAUUUGAGGUUCAGCUGAACUUGGAAUAUAGGAUAAAUGUAGUCUUUAGACAAAACCUGCAGAGGAUGGGUCUAGCACCAGUUUGCAACUGCUAUGGUUGGAGGCAGCCUACUUCUGUGUAUCAGAUG
This is a messenger RNA of Rhineura floridana, 3018 nucleotides long. It is a transcript of the gene ZNF575, whose product is annotated as zinc finger protein 575. The record is from RefSeq and is a predicted model, not a curated record. Lineage: Eukaryota; Metazoa; Chordata; Lepidosauria; Squamata; Rhineuridae. The transcript is spliced from 3 exons. Gene Ontology annotation, biological process: regulation of transcription by RNA polymerase II. Gene Ontology annotation, molecular function: DNA-binding transcription factor activity, RNA polymerase II-specific; RNA polymerase II cis-regulatory region sequence-specific DNA binding. The coding region runs from base 370 to 1149 and encodes 259 amino acids.